Molecule: messenger RNA, 2412 nt
Organism: Diaporthe amygdali
Lineage: Eukaryota; Fungi; Ascomycota; Sordariomycetes; Diaporthales; Diaporthaceae
Exons: 2
Coding region: 1-2412 (803 amino acids)
Source: RefSeq, a predicted model, not a curated record
AUGGCCGAUCCUCAUUCCGAGAGGCUGGACCUGGACACCUUCGCGGUCGCUGCCAGCCAGCCAGACACAUUGCGGUGCUGCUGCGGGAACACAGACUGCGUCUACUUGAAGCACAAUUGUUCUGUUCUUGAUAGCGUUGAGAAGGAUGUCCAUACAGCCGCAAAGCUGGGCCAGGCCCUUCUCGCGCGCCACGAGGCAUACAUGGCCUCGGCCGAGCGCGAUCGAUACGAGAUGCAGUCGCGCAUCGAGCAACUCGAAACAGAGAAGAGGACAUUGGAAGCUGAAAACGCGAGGACGAUCCAGGAAAACCGCGCGCUACUCGACCAGCUCGAAUCCUACAACAACUCUGUCAUCGAUUCAGAGACACAAAUAAGGAGCCUAGAGGCAACUCUGCAAAGUUCAGAACAGGCGAUCCGGAAGUUGCAAGGCGCUGAAGCGCGAGCAACUGAAAUGGAAGACCAACUCGCCAAUUUGGAAGCAGAGCAAGCCGCCCUACGAAAUACUCUUGUUACAACCGAGGGCGAGGCUAGAUCGGCCAUGCAGAGGUGGCGCAGGGCAGAGAAAGGCAUCUCAGAUCUGCAGGAAAAGCUGGAAAAAAUAGAAAGGGAGGCCUGCGAAGAGCGACAACGACACGCCGAGGUGCUAGCUCGAAUGGAGAAACAACGCUCCAUGGAGAAGGAUCUCAACACGGCCGCUGGAAGGCUGAAAGGCGCGGCUGCCGCGAAGACGAUGGGCGAAGGCAACAACGGAGGCACGGUGGUCUCGCACUUUGUGCGUGAUCUUCUGCAGGACAACGCGAAUUUGCAAGUGGGCAUGGCUGAGCUGCGCGAGCUCUUGCUGAAUUCAAAUGACGAGAUACAACACCUGCGCGAGCAGCUCAUCUUCCACCAGCCUGUGGAAGACAGAGAGACCAGUGCAGCAAACACACUGAGAGCAGAGCUGGAUCCCGACGAGAUGGAGCCUCCGUCGCCUACGUCGCCCAAAUCACCCCAGUCUGAGCAGAAAUCACGGCCAACGGCAUCAGUGUCGCAGGAAUUGCACAUACAUCAUCAUUACCACGUCGCGAAGGCUGUCGAGCCAAAGAAGCCCAAGAAGAAGCGGCAAAAUCUGACCCACAACAUUUUUAACCCGUCAAGAAACUUUGCGCCUUCCUCCCCGCCGAGCCCGGGUCUACCUCACUGGCGAUUGCCGCACACACCCAGUGCACCUACACUCAUAUCACACUCUGUCAGAGAUUCGAUAUCCACAGCUCCGUCUACGAGAUGGUCUGUCUUCUCCGAGCAGCCAUCGGAUUUUGCACCUUCCUCAGUUCCCAGCUCUCCAGUGUCGAAUCGUCGAGGCUCCGUGUUCGACAGGACGGGCCACGACACAUCAUAUCCCACCUCGCCGGUCACGAGCAUUGAUCCUACAUCGCCGGUAUGGACCAGACACAAGAAGCAGCCAUCGGAUGCAUCCAGACGGAAGUUCUCAGUUCCAAGGCCCCUUUUCCUGGACGGUCUGCCAGAAGACGAUCAAAGUGUUGCCAGACGCCAUGAAAACGGCAACGCUUCAAAACUCAGAGACACUGUGCCUACAAUACUGACCACGUCCGAAGACGGUCCUGAGUCCACGACAACGGCAGUAUCACCUGAAGAGCUGACGGCAGGGUCUACGGAUUCUGGCGACGCCGUGACUAGCAUGCCGCUUACUCCCAGCUAUGACGACUGCUACCACACCAAUACGCGCCCUCGCUUGCACCGCGCAGCAUCGUCUGAAUCCAUCAUGUCCCUCACUGGAGGGCUUGACAUACACACGCUGAAAGCCCGCCCGAGUCAGCUUUCAUUCCGACCGCUUGGUGCUGCAAUGGCCGAUAUUGGAUUAAGUGCGGUUACUGCUCGACCGACAAUCGCGAGAGGCAGUACACAGGAGAGAAGUGGCGGCAUGACCCUGCGGGACAAGCUUAGCCAUCCGAAUUUCCGCGCUGGAGAUCGCGCUGCUUCAGCUUCAGCCGCCUUAUCCUCACUUGCGAGCACACCAGAAGUCCCUCAACGAUCAGCGUCCGGCGCCGGCUUUGGAAAGCUUGUAGGCUGGCGACCAUGGGCAAGCACGAACAGCAGAGGCGGCGAUAGCGCCUCAAAUACACCGACAUCUGACAGAAGCAGGAGCAUGUCACCGAACCCUGCAUCGGGUUCGUCACCCGCUACGUCAGUCAUUGAUGUUCCCCGAGCGUCCAGCUCUCAGACUCCUAAAAAGCCGCCUCCCAAAGAGCUCGCCUUCUCACCACGCACCUUUGGAAUUAACCAGCCUGGAGCCAUCCCGGGUUUCCAAGAGUACUUGGCUUAUCACCAACGACGAGGGCCUCAGGCCAAGGUUGUCCCCGACGUCGUCGAUACCGAGGCGCUCCGGGAGAUCCUGGAAGAGGAAGGCCUUUAG